GGGCGUGUUGUCACUCACUAUCCGGGCAAGCCAAGUGAGAGAUUAUUGAGAUGAUGAUGUUCCGGACCUACUGGUCCGGAUGGCCACCAGCUGCAACGAUAGAGCGCCACCUGCUGUCCCAAGAAGACAGUGUGGCGCAUUGUCUUGGGGGUUCACUGUCUGGCAGUGAGUCAGCACGUGAGGAGGAGGCCUGUAACGCAGUGCAGAGCAUCACCAAAUGGAUCAAUUCCGUGGAUUAUUCGUUAAACUGGACCGCAACCAAGAUGGUUUCAUCUCGUUGUCGGAGCUGCACAGUGAAAUGAGCAAGCAUGGCAUCUCUGCGGCAGAGGCUAAGGUGCAGAAUGUCAUUGACUCCUAUGAUAACGACAACAACGGCCAACUGGAUUAUGAUGAGUUUCUCAGCUACAUGAUGGACCGCGAGAGGAAAUGGAAGAUUUGCUUUGACCACCUGGACAAGAACAAGAGUGGGCUGAUUGACCAGGAGGACAUCAUAUGUUUGUUUAAGGAGUUAGGAGUGGUCAUUUCAAAGGCCCAUGCCAAUAAAGUAAUACAAAUGAUGGACACGGACGGCUCUAUGACGGUGGACUGGGACGAGUUCCUGCAGCACGUCAUCCUCAAACCUGUGGAUGACAUUGGCGAGCUGGUGUCGUCAUGGAAACACAGUCUGGUUUUCGACGUGGGCGAGAGCCGAGCGCUGGCCAUCGAGUUUCCCGAAGAGAGUUCCGGCAUCGGUGCAUGGAGGAAGUUUGUACUCGGUGCUGGUUUGGCUGAUGCGGUUUCCCGGACAGUGACGGCUCCCAUCGACCGCCUCAAGACCCAGCUGCAGUUCUAUGGAUCCAAGGCUUUCACUCGUGGCUUGCAGGAGCUUCGCUUCGGCAACCUUCGUUCCAUGUGGCAGGGCAACGCCGUCAAUGUCCUGAAGGGGACGCCGCAGUCCACACUUCAGUGUCUCAUCUACGCUCAGAUGAAGGUGUCCAUGCAGGGCAGAAGUCAGGGGAGUCUGAGUGUCCAGCAGCGCUUUGGCUUGGGUUGCAUAUCCGGUGCUGUGGCUCAUGCUGUCUUUUACCCUCUGGAGGUGUUGAAGGUGCGGCUAAACCUGCAGCGGGUGGGCACCUACCACGGCAUGGUAGCCUGCGCCCGCUCCAUCUACCGGGAUGAGUCCUUGUCCUCGUUUUAUCGAGGAUUUAAGCCCAGCAUCAUCUGUAUGAUCCCGUACGCAGGCGUGGAAUGUGCGGUACAUCAGUCGAUCAUGACCUGGGCCCAGAGCGAUCCAGCUUACAGUACCGACUGCGGGCUCUUCUUCUUCAGUUUUGUGGCCUUUGCUUGUGGACAAAUGAGCAGCUACCCUCUGGCAGUGAUAAGAACACAGCAGCAGGCGCAAGCUGUCUGCUUCGGUUCUCACGCCACAUCGUCAGGCGUCCUAGAAGGACUUGUCAGGAUAUACGAAAGACAUGGACUGCGGGGGUACUACAACGGGAUGGGGGCCAGCUUCGUCCGGGCCGUUCCAUGCGCCCUAAUGAACUUCACCUUAUGCAGAAUGUUUCAAAACCUGUUUUCCUCCAUGGGCACAUGAGGUUUGGCAGAGGCGUUUAAUUGAGUCAGCAGAAACAAAUAUGCAAAUUUUGCCCUGUAUUAACAACUGUUCCAAGCAAUAAAAAAAGUGUCAUUAUUGCUAAGAUCAUCCACAUUGGGUGGUCUGACUACUGCACAUCUGAAACACUUGUUUUGUUGUUUUCCCCACAAGCAAAUGAUUGUUGUUGUUAAAUGUGUGUAAAAUAUGUGUAAUGUAAAGACGUACCAUUGAACAGGUCUCCACUGUGUGGAGAGAGUAUUUUCA
This is a messenger RNA of Phycodurus eques (leafy seadragon), 1837 nucleotides long. RefSeq names its product solute carrier family 25 member 24, like (gene slc25a24l). The record is from RefSeq and is a predicted model, not a curated record. Gene Ontology annotation, biological process: transmembrane transport. NCBI's taxonomy places the organism in Eukaryota, Metazoa, Chordata, Actinopteri, Syngnathiformes, Syngnathidae. The transcript has 11 exons. Gene Ontology annotation, molecular function: ATP transmembrane transporter activity; calcium ion binding. The coding region runs from base 218 to 1573 and encodes 451 amino acids.